This is a messenger RNA of Scheffersomyces amazonensis, 1591 nucleotides long. RefSeq names its product Sip5p (gene SIP5). Gene Ontology annotation, cellular component: cytoplasm. The transcript is spliced from 2 exons. The coding region runs from base 1 to 1590 and encodes 529 amino acids. Lineage: Eukaryota; Fungi; Ascomycota; Pichiomycetes; Serinales; Debaryomycetaceae. The record is from RefSeq and is a predicted model, not a curated record.
AUGGGGAACGUUUCAGCAAAGGAAUCAAGAAGUAGAUCUAGUACUUUUUCUUCAUCAAAUGGUAUCCCUCCACCUUCUGGAGAUAUUACUGGAUUUAUAACACGAUCUUCAAUACCUAGAAGAUAUACAACUUCAACUAUUGGAGGUGGAAAUUCACUUGGAAGUUCUGGAUCAGGAGGUUUAUUAACUGGUCAUUCAAAUUCUUUACUAGAUUUUAAAAAAUCAAAACGUCAAGAAGAAAAGGAUCGUAUACAAGAAGCUCAUUAUCAAAAUUUAAUUGUUCGAUAUAAUGAAAAUGUUGAUGGUGGUUAUUUAGCCCCAUAUGGAACUUAUAAAUCAAAUUUAGAUUAUAAUACUGAAGUAGUUCGAAAUUUCAUACUUAAUCGUCAAUUAUCUCCAUUUUAUACUCCAUUACAAGAUUUUGAUGAAUCAUGGACUCAAAAUGAAUUAUUAAUAAUAUUAAAUCAAUUACCAUUACAUGCAAUCGAUGUAGCUUAUAGUGAUUUAGAUGAGGAUGCUGAAGAUGAUAUUGAUAAUCAUAAAAUUCAUAAAUCUUCAAAUUAUUAUAAACGUCAAGAACAAAAGCAAAAGUUAAAAAAUUUGUUAUUAAAGAUAAAGAAUUUACAAAAGGAAGAAGAUUUAAGAUAUUUAACAGAUAAACAGAAUAAUUCCACCAAUGAAGAUUCAAAAAAUCCUCAUUUAUCUUCAAAUGAUCUACUUUUACAAUUAUAUGGUAAGCCAUUAGAAUGUCCUAUUUGUUUUCUCUAUUACCCUGCAAAUUUGAAUAUUUCUAGAUGUUGCUUACAACCUAUCUGUACUGAAUGUUUUGUUCAAAUUAAACGUUUGGAUCCUCAUCCUCCUCAUGAUGAAAGUAGUAAUACUACUAAUGAUAAUGAAGGAGAAGAAAAAGAAAAAGUCGUACUUCAUACAUUAAUCUCUGAGGCAGCAAGUUGUCCCUAUUGUGCAUCUCCAGAUUUCGGUGUCACAUAUGAUCCUCCUUUUAAUAUUUUUACUGGGAUGGGUAGUAAAACCAAGGCAGGCGAUUAUAUUCGUUUAAAGUCUAAAGAUGAUAGUGAUUAUGAAAGUGAUGAUGAUGAUAAUGAUAAUGAAGCUAGGAAUACAAUUUCUAGUCCUUCCACUCCAUCUUCAACUACAUCAUCGGCUGCUCGUCGGAGAUCUUCACUUGCUGCUAAUGCACCAGGAGUUAUUACGAUUGAUAUGAUAAGGCCAGAUUGGGAACAAAGGUUAUCUUCAGCUCGUAGUAAAUUGGAAAGGAAAGCUGCUACAGCAACUGCCAUUCAUGCUUCUAAUUUAUUAUUGAAUGGAGAUGAAGAUAAUAAUGGAAAUAGAAGACGCAGACAGACUGAAUCAAGUGUAAGCGGGAGUAGCACUAAUGGAAGCAGAAGAAGAGGUAAUAGUGCUAACUCACAUCUCAUUCAUUUACAAACUGUAGAGGAUAGAAUGUUAGAAGAAGCAUUAAGGUUAUCAAUAAUAGAUGAAGAAGAACGGAAACGAAAAGUUGAAGCUGAAGAAAAGAAGAAAAAGCCUUUGCAGCAUCUGCAGCAACAAGAACCACAAGUAACUAGUUGAA